Messenger RNA from Suillus bovinus, 1908 nucleotides. RefSeq lists its product as uncharacterized. NCBI's taxonomy places the organism in Eukaryota, Fungi, Basidiomycota, Agaricomycetes, Boletales, Suillaceae. The record is from RefSeq and is a predicted model, not a curated record. The transcript is spliced from 10 exons. The coding region runs from base 1 to 1908 and encodes 635 amino acids.
AUGUCCGACACCACUCAGAAGUCAUGCACUCGCCCACAGAACACCAACAAGCACCCAGGCUUGCCUGACCUGCCAGCAAAAGGACGUCAGCGAUGGACUAAGGCCCAGAUAGUAGAGGACAAGCGAAUUCUUAAGGAAUCGCGCGAAGUUCAAGAGCAGGCUGUGCUUGAGGGACUGCAACAGCUUGCAGCCAUGCAGAAAGAAAUGGAAAAGGCGGAGGAACUCACCAUCGUGAACAAGCCAAAGCCAAAGGUCCUGACAACAGAAAACGCUGAUGAAAGUGGUCAAGAUGACAGUGGUCAUGUUCAAGAGGAAACCAGUGAGAAGUUGAAGACUCAAAAGUGUGGCAAGAUCUCACUAAAAGAUGCAAUCAACAAUGCACAAGAUUCAAUCGCAAUGCCAGGAAUCAGAAGCCAGGAACCACAUGUUGAAGACAAGAAAGGAAAGUCGUCUGCAAAGUCAACCAACUUAAAGUUUUCAUUGGCUGGACAUGUCAAUGGCUGGGUAUCUGAUAUUGCACCAGAUGAGAGGUCCAAAGCUUCAAGUGCUUCCAAGUCUUACACCGCUGCUUCCCCUUCUCAUUGGCACAUGGGCCCAGCACCCAGGUUACAUCUGUAUCAGGUUCUUGUUGGCAGCUUUGCCAAUGACACUUUGGAUGAUUCCCAGGAAUACCUUGAAACAAUUGCCUUGAAAACAAAGGAGAAGAAGUCUUUCAUUAAGAUCACUACCAACACGAGGACCGAUGAUGCGACAAUGGGCUCGAAGGGACAGUCUGACCUCAAUGUGCCAAUGGAUGCAGAGGCCUCUAUGCCAUCAGACUUCGAGGCAGACUUCGAGGAUGACGGCCCAACAGACUUCGAGGACAAUGAUCCGAUGGACGCAGAGGAUGAUGUGGAGAAUGACGUGGGGGUUCUGGAGGACAACUUCAAACUGAACAAAGAUGUGAAGAUGUCUGAGGACAGUGACGGUGGUAGUGAUUUAUCAUUCCACCAUCUGAAUAACAAGAAGUGCAAGCUUGCUAGUGUGCACACCAAACCCCACAGGGUCUUGUUUCGCUUAUCAUCCUCAGAUGAGGAACAUGAGGCUCCGCUUACAGCUGUUGUUGGAGUGGUCGCAAAGAAGGCCAUGCGGGUAACAUCUUUAACUUCAGUCGCUGUCUCCAAGGCAGCUGCUACAGCAAAGCCACCUGCGAAGAAGGUGAAGACUGAAAACGGUGCCGAUGAUGAUACGAAACACAUGCUCGUUCCAUUGCCCAGUCACUGGAUCGAGAAGCGUUAUAAGUCACGCUCAACCUACCGCAACAGUGAUCUCCCUCCGCAAUGUCAGGAUCAAUGGUGGCCCAAACAUUUUCUCUCGACCCUUUACCUGUGGGCCAGCAGCCAAAAUGAUCUCUGGCAGUUUGCAGAUACCUCUCUUGUUGAAGUGCUUCAAUCCAUUUUUGAUGUCGUGUAUCCAGAUCUCCAGUACAAGGUGACUGCUCAGGGAUCUGUCUUUGGUGUUGCUACUCAGCGUCUGGCAGAGUGGCGCAGCAACUUCGGUUCAACAGGACUCACAAUUAUGAUCGACUUCUUCGCUCAGAACAAAGACACUAAUCCAAAAGACCUUAGUGAAGCGCUUAUGGAGGAGUUCAUGUUCCUCUUUGAGGACUUGGACCACUCAGACAAGAUGAAAGCAUUCCGGUCUCCUUUCAUGAUAUAUAUUGUUGGACAUACUCAUGUCACCGCCAUCAAAACAGAUGUAUUGGCUGCCAGUGGCAUGGCUGGUGUUCUUGCUCUCUGCGCAACUUCACUCAAAUGUGCUGUCAAAUGCCUUGGUGCUGGUGCCAUUGAUAUUGAUGCAGACAUCCUCGAUAUGUGUCCUGCACAACUGAAGCGCAAGCUGCGCACACCGAAGACCCUCAACAAGUAA